Molecule: messenger RNA, 1829 nt
Organism: Lotus japonicus
Lineage: Eukaryota; Viridiplantae; Streptophyta; Magnoliopsida; Fabales; Fabaceae
Product: F-box/FBD/LRR-repeat protein At1g78750-like
Exons: 4
Coding region: 490-1581 (363 amino acids)
Molecular function (GO): protein binding
Source: RefSeq, a predicted model, not a curated record
GUUUCAACAGGGAAUUUGGUUUGGCACCCCACCUAUUGGGUUUCGCACCCCACUUUAUUAAAAACGGGAAUUUAAAUUCCGAUUUUAAUACGAAAAAAACGGAAAUUAAAAAACCGUUAUGUAUUUUAGCAUAUGUGGCACAUUUUCAACCGUUCAUUGCAUAUAAAAAACAAAUCGGAAUUUUAAAUUCCGUUUUGAAAACGGAAAUUAAAUUUCCGUAUUGAAUACAUGGGGUGCCAAACCCAAUAGGUGGGGUGCCAAACCCAAAUCCCGUUUCAACACCGAUUGUCAUAUGUGAACUUGGCUUCCGUUUUUCUUCCACCGAUUCACAUUUUCAGGAUUUGACGGAAAGCCUCAAGUGAUUCUGGCUAGUUUCUGGAGGAAUUGAUUUGGAUCUGCAACUCAGUUGAAUUCAUCACAUCCUCAACCAGCUCAAAGAGCUCAGGAGUGAGUGUAGGAAAAAGAAAAUUGGGGAAGUUGAAGUGAAGGAUGGAGGGUGAGAGAGAUGGAAAAGAGGAAAGAGACAGACUCAGUGACUUGCCUGACUUAGUUUUGCUUCAUGUUUUGAAAUUUAUGAGCACAAAACAAGCUGUUCAGACUUGUGUAUUGUCCACAAGAUGGAAGGAUCUCUGGAAAGGUGUCACUACUCUUGCAUUGAAUUCCUCCGACUUCGCCACCGCGCCCCGUUUCAGCGAGUUUCUGUCUUGCGUUCUGUCUCACCGGAACGACUCAGUUUCCCUGCAUAAUCUUGAUUUGAGGCGCAAAGGUUGCGUUGAGCCGGAACUCCUCAACAGGGUCAUGAGCUAUGCUGUGUCACAUGAUGUCCAGAGCUUGACAAUAGAAUUUAAUUUGUAUUUAAAACUUGGUUUUAAGCUGCACCCUUGCAUCUUUUCGUGUCGGACAUUGACAUAUCUUAAGCUUUCCAUUUGGGCUAUCCCUUCGAUGACAGAACUUCCAAAUUCACUGCAGUUGCCAGCAUUACAUAGCUUGCAUCUUGAGUAUGUUACUUUUACUGCUGAUGACAGUGGCUGCGCUGAUCCCUUUUCAACUUGUCCCAUGUUGAACACUUUGGUUCUUGACCAAUGUAACCUACAUCGUGAUGCUAAAUUCCUCUGCAUAUCUAAUUCUAAUCUUUCAAGUUUGACCAUAGCUAGUACCAUUCAAGAAGUGGACUACAAAAUCGUGCUUUCUACUCCAAACCUUAGUUCUCUCUCCAUCACGCGUUAUCCUAUUCACCAAGUGUCCGCGUGCGAUCUUUCUUAUCUCGAACAAGUAAAUAUUGACGUUGAAGCCCAUUUUCAUACUAAUUCUGAGAGGACACAUUUAGCCCUGAUUAGUUGGCUGGAAGUGCUUGCUAGCUAUGUGAAGAUAAUGGUACUCUCUUCAAGUACCCUUAAGGUACUAAAUGUUCUCUCUUCUUCUGGUUCAACGAUGAGCCAACUUCCUUGCUUUGUUAGAUUGAAGUCAUUGAAAUUGAAAAUGAAAUCUUCUUCCUAUAUAUCUGAUGAGGAAGUAAGCAGGAUAGUGGAGUGCUUGGUUCGAAACUCUCCACUGGUCGAAGUUGAUAUUAUAGAUUGCUGAGUGAUAUGCAGGCUAAACUCUUCAGGUCAUCAGAGUUCUGAGAUGAGAUUAUCUCUCUCCAGCAGAUAAAACCAAACCUAGGCCCAAACACAACAGGUCCAUUGACUCUAAUUUUAAACCCUAAUACUACUUUCUGUUACAUUAAAAGUUAGACUCAGAUCAUGCUGUGGUGAAUGUCAUUAAACUGAUACUGAGAACAAAGAAUAAGGGGGAUGUCAUUGAGCCCCACACUAUAAUUUGCUGAAAAA